AUGUAUAAUAUGUCUGUUUCUCUAAUUUUUGUCAUCCAGUUUCCGACAAAACCAAAUGGGGCUCUUCUACCUAAAUUUGCAAUGUUUAGCAAUUUGAAACUUGGCUUUGUUAGUGUUGAAGUUUUGUUGGGCUUAAUUCAAAACGCUCCUGCUCUCAAUACUCACUUUUCAAGGUUGGGAAUAUUGAAAUUCAACCAUGAGCUUCUUAACUCUGCUGCUGUGCCAGAUUGUUUGACAUCCAUGCUUGAGAGGAUGAGUUUCUCCCUUGCUUAUGCAGAGUUGGUUGAAUCUAAGGUCAUUGAAGAAUUUAAAGAGAAGCUGUACUCAUUUAAGAAAGGAAUCUCUUUUGCCAUUCUUGAAUUUUCAUAUAAUCAUUUCUAG
Vicia faba (fava bean) is the source of this 381-nucleotide messenger RNA. The record is from the annotation of a GenBank genome assembly. Lineage: Eukaryota; Viridiplantae; Streptophyta; Magnoliopsida; Fabales; Fabaceae.